AUGACGGGAAGAGACGAGGCAACAGAUGAAAAACCUAAACUAAAACUUUAUCCUUCAUUCGGAAUCGACAAAUCACGUUUUAACGGAUCUGGAUUUAGGUCCAAAGGGUUUGCCAUCACAGAUCUACUCGGUCUGGAGUCGGAACUUCAGCCCCAUCAGUCCGCUCCCGGAGCAGGCGCCAAUGGAGAAGCGCAGAGCGCGGGAGUUGGAGGGUUUUCUUUCUCUGGAGGCUCAUUGCCACUCGGGUUAGGUUUUCUAUGCAGUUUAGCGGCACAACAACCUCCCGGGGCACCGUGUUUUCUCCCGAGCCAUAUACCGCUGCUGCAUUCGAGGACAGAGAGCCACUUUAUGCAGAAUUUGGAGCAACAUCGGGACGCAUAUUCUGAUGACGAAUGUCUUUCUGGGGAUCGCAACGAUGGGAAAAACUCAGGGAAUUCUCAAAAGAGGAAAAAAAGAAGGCACAGAACAGUGUUCACUUCACAUCAGCUUGAGGAGCUAGAGAAAGCCUUCCACGAAGCGCACUAUCCAGAUGUUUACGCACGAGAAAUGCUGGCUAUGAAGACAGAACUGCCAGAGGACAGAAUACAGGUGUGGUUCCAAAACCGCCGCGCCAAGUGGAGGAAAAGGGAGAAGUGCUGGGGUCGCAGCAGCGUCAUGGCUGAAUACGGACUUUAUGGUGCCAUGGUUCGUCACUCUAUCCCCCUUCCAGAAUCCAUCAUAAACUCCGCCAAGAAUGGGAUGAUGGGCUCGUGCGCUCCCUGGCUGCUAGGUAUGCACAAAAAAACUUUGGAAAUCACGAAAAAAGCCCCCGGCACACCUGACUCGACACAUUCCGAUUCGUUUUCAGAGGAACACAAAGAGAAAGACAGCGACGCCACGUGGUCGACAGGAGGCAAUGGCGCAGACAACUCUGAAGAUAUGGCGAUAGAUUUGUCCAGCACUUCGAAACAAGAGAGCAAAUGCACUUUGAAAAGCUCACCAGCUCACACAGAACCCAGCAGUGAAUCUGAGAACGAGAGUUAAUAAUGCACAUUGUGAAUGUGG
Molecule: messenger RNA, 1044 nt
Organism: Triplophysa dalaica
Lineage: Eukaryota; Metazoa; Chordata; Actinopteri; Cypriniformes; Nemacheilidae
Gene: vsx1
Product: visual system homeobox 1 homolog, chx10-like
Exons: 5
Coding region: 1-1023 (340 amino acids)
Biological process (GO): regulation of DNA-templated transcription
Cellular component (GO): nucleus
Molecular function (GO): transcription cis-regulatory region binding; DNA-binding transcription factor activity, RNA polymerase II-specific
Source: RefSeq, a predicted model, not a curated record